AUGAAUGAUGAAAAUAAUAUUUCUUCAAUGAGUUUAGAACAAAAUCUUUUACCUUAUCUUCUAUCUAUUAGUGCUAGUCAUAAUAAUAUAGAUAAAUUAUCAAAUUAUAUUAACGAAUAUCCAAAUUUACAAGUAUUUUAUUGUUUUUAUUGUAAUAAUCAUUGUUUAUCACAUAUAGCUGCUAUUAAAAAAGAUCGAUGGAAUUUUUCAACUUUAGAUUCUGCAUUUAUUUAUAAACAUAAUCAUAUUAUUCAUUUUAUUAAACAACAAAAGAUUUAUCUUUUUUUAACAUUGUCUGCAUCAAAUUAUGAUAGAAGAACAUCAAUGGAUCUAGCUACAGCUUAUGGACAUAUUGAUGUUAUUUAG
This is a messenger RNA of Rotaria sp. Silwood2, 366 nucleotides long. NCBI's taxonomy places the organism in Eukaryota, Metazoa, Rotifera, Eurotatoria, Philodinida, Philodinidae. The record is from the annotation of a GenBank genome assembly.